AUGUCUGACAAUGGAGAAAACUCCGAAACUGUUGCUUCAUCUGGACCUCCCCAGACCAACUCUGAGCGAACGACUGACCUCUCCUGCGUCGAACAAUGCAAUGAAUUUAUUAACCAAUAUCGACUCGGUCAAAACGGGAAAGCAAAUACAGUGCUCACCAUCCAAGAAGUCCUUGAAGAUUCACCGGCUGUCCAGAGUGGACAAAACCUCGAUGAUGCCCUCAAUAUCUAUAUCGGAAUGCUCAACGAGAUUGACUUCUCAAAGCGAGUUGCCGCAAAUCGAGGAGAGCAUCAAUUUGGGGAAGGAAUGCAAGAAGAGGAAGUUGAGCGAGAGAAUAGGGGGCUACCCAGUAAUGAAGAGGCCAAAGUUGGAAGCAAGCGGUCAAGGGUUGACUCAGAAUCUGAAGAGGAUGAGUCACCCUCAUCCAGGCAGCGAGCUAAAGUCGUUGACGUCAAGGCACUUGCCUCUCUUCCUUCGGAUAUCAGAGAAACCUACAAACAACUUGAAAAUUUUGCUGCCAAUCCAAAGAGCGUUGUUACCGACAUCCUGUCCACACCAGGGUGUCCCCCAUUUCCACCCAGUGAAUGGCUUAAUGUCGUGCGAUGGAAAUAUGUCGACCUUGGCAAAGUCCUUGACUCUGCCCAUACCACUGAGCUCGACCCGAAGCAAAUGCACGUCAUUGAUGACGAGAUUGAGCUCGCCCUUCGGGUCUCAAAGUCCUCAGGUGGAAUCAAGACAUCAUCUGACCACAACAUCGCGUUCUCCAUGUAUAUCGAAGCCAUUGCCUUUGUCUUCCCGCAACAAUGA
Suillus paluster is the source of this 807-nucleotide messenger RNA. RefSeq lists its product as uncharacterized. Lineage: Eukaryota; Fungi; Basidiomycota; Agaricomycetes; Boletales; Suillaceae. The record is from RefSeq and is a predicted model, not a curated record. The transcript is spliced from 2 exons. Bases 1 to 807 code for a protein of 268 amino acids.